UCAUGAUCUCAGGAUCUUGAGAUCAAGACACAGAGAGAUGCAUUCCCAAACUGGAGAGGUGGUUCUCUGAGUCAAUUAAGAGGGGAACCACCCCGCUGCUGGGAAUUAGAAGGGCAUCAGAAAGGCUUGAUAGGAGGCAGAAUGCACCUGGGACACUUACAUUGGUUGUUCUAUUCUGGCUAGUUUACCCAGUGUUUGGCCUGGCCCUCACCAACAAGCAGGUGUCCUAAUUGGUUUAAAUCCCAGAAGCCAGCUUGCAAACACACUUUAGAUCAACCCCGCAAAGGGCUCCGCGCCAGGGGAUGGGAAGGCGCUGCUCGCACAUCUCCAGCCGCUGGGAGCUCACGCCCCAGCCUCUGGGGUGGAGUGAGCCCCAAGAGGUGAAGAGGAAAGCUGCGGUGGGAGCUGGUCCGCAGAGGUGCCAGCAGGAAGAACAGAGAGACCCCAGAAGAGCACAGACCUCCCACGGCAGCCCGAGGAACCACCCCAGCCGACCAGGAUGAGGUGUCGCCGGUGCCGGGUGACCAAAUCGGGCCUGGCUGUAGCCCUGAGCAUCUUCACGCUCCUUGUCUUCCUCCUCUUCAGUCCGCACGCCUCGCCACCCACCUUCCAGAGCCUGGAGGAGCCCCAGGGCCACGCAGUGGCUCUGCCCUGGCCGGCUCCGCCUUCCCACCCACCGCCCAACCCCUGCCUGCCCAACACCUCCGCUGCUGCCCUGCCGAGCUUCGCGGGGCUGCCGCAGCAUGUGCGCUACUUCCUGCUGUAUAAACACUGCCGCGAAUUCCAGCUGCUGCAAGACGUGCGGCCAGACAAGUGCGCGCAACCUGUCUUCCUGCUGCUGGUCAUCAAGUCCUCGCCCAGAAAUUACGAGCGCCGGGAGCUGGUGCGGCACACCUGGGGCCGCGAGCGCCUGGUGAAGGGCGUCCCGCUGCGCCUCAUCUUCCUGGUGGGCACGGCCCCUGACCCCCUGGAGGCCCGCAAGGUCAACCGGCUGCUGGCGAUGGAGGCGCGGGCUCACGGUGACAUCCUGCAGUGGGACUUCCAUGACUCCUUCUUCAACCUCACGCUCAAACAGGUGCUCUUCCUACAAUGGCAGGAGACUCAGUGCACCAAUGCCAGCUUCGUGCUCAAUGGGGAUGAUGACGUCUUCGCACACACUGACAACAUGGUGUCCUACCUGCAGGACCACGAUCCUGACCACCACCUCUUUGUGGGGCAGCUGAUCCGCAAUGUGGGCCCCAUCCGGGUUCCCUGGAGCAAGUACUAUGUGCCAAAGGAGGUGACCCAGGAGGAGCACUACCCACCCUACUGUGGCGGGGGUGGCUUCCUACUGUCCCGUUUCACAGCCACUGCCCUGCGCCGGGCUGCUGUCACACUGGACCUCUUCCCCAUCGAUGAUGUCUUCCUGGGCAUGUGCCUGCAGCAAGAGGGCCUGGAGCCCGCCUCCCACAGUGGGAUCCGCACAGCCGGCAUUCGGGCCCCCUCAGCCCACAUGUCCUCCUUCGACCCCUGCCUCUACCGGGAACUGCUGCUUGUUCAUCGCUUCUUGCCAUAUGAGAUGCUGCUCAUGUGGGAUGCGCUGAGCCAGCCCAACCUCGCCUGCGGCAAGAAGUUACAAAUCUACUAGGUGGUGUCAGGGCCCCCUAGCCUCUAGGCUCUGAUCUCCACCCCCAUGGAAAGGGGCAGCAUCUUCCUCCCUGGCAGGGGAAAUCUUCAUUCCUCUAAGCAGGUCAGGCAUAGGGGAGUGCCAGGAAGGGUUUGAUGAGUGCCUAGUCUAGCUGGCAAACUCCUAGAUAUCUUUCCAAACCCACGUGGUACUUGAACCCAUGCUUCAUCAUCCUCCCUAGGGUUCUGGGUUGCUGCUCCUGCAUCGACCCCAUCUGAGUCAAGGUCACAUUUCCCAGCUCUGACCUUGAUCACAGGCUGGACCUUAAAGGCUGACCAGCCCCUCCUUGGUCAUACACCUAGAGUGGUUUAGUGGUAUGUGAGUUCCAGCCAUGGUUCGAGGUCAGUAGCAGAACUCCUAGUCGAAGUGAGCUUAGGAAAGGAGUUUUGUUCUCAGCCUCUCCAUAGACUCCAUCCACCUGAGAUGGCGGAAGCGGUCAGAGAAGCCAUGAGUGGGACCGCCCCAUCCCUGCCUGUGAUAUCCAGUGCUCUGAUGGCUGACGCAUUGGGUAGAGGAGGGAAGAAGCUGUCUGACUCAAGCAAAACCAGCUCCAAGUUUCUGAGAGUCCCUAACAGGGCCCUGCCCCCCCCCCACUUAUGCUCCCCAAGAAUUCAGGGAAUGUUGUGGGGCCAAAGGGUCUUCACUGGGCCCAAGGUCAGCACACACACUCACUCCAGUGCCCAGAGAAGGGAGAGAUUCUGGUCCUUGGGUGUCUCUGAGCUCUAGGGACCCAGGACCAGCCCUUACCGCAGUAAGCCUUUCAGAUUGGGGAGAUCCAAGCAAAAUGGUGACCACCCCCCCAAAAACCCAGCUGGCUCUGGGUGGAUGUCUGGGGCCUGGGCUUCCGAGGCAUUGGAGUAGUGCUUGGGACGUGGGGAUGGGGUGACCCCAGACAGCAUAAUGAUCGCUGGGAAGUGGGUACUCAGGGAAUAAAGCGUUUUGUGAAGACCU
Lutra lutra (Eurasian river otter) is the source of this 2617-nucleotide messenger RNA. It is a transcript of the gene B3GNT3, whose product is annotated as UDP-GlcNAc:betaGal beta-1,3-N-acetylglucosaminyltransferase 3. Gene Ontology annotation, molecular function: N-acetyllactosaminide beta-1,3-N-acetylglucosaminyltransferase activity. The record is from RefSeq and is a predicted model, not a curated record. The transcript has 6 exons. Bases 500 to 1627 code for a protein of 375 amino acids. NCBI's taxonomy places the organism in Eukaryota, Metazoa, Chordata, Mammalia, Carnivora, Mustelidae. Gene Ontology annotation, cellular component: membrane.